AUGAGAGCUGUACGCUUCCAUGGACGACGUGAUAUCCGCAUUGAUGAGGUUGAAGAGCCGAUUCGACCUGCCUUUGUCGGAAUAUGUGGCAGCGAUAUCCACGAGUAUCUUGCUGGCCCGACGAUCGUCCCUGUCACCCCACACCCAUUAACAAAGGAGAAGCUGCCGACCACUCUGGGCCAUGAGUUUAGUGGUACAGUUGAAGAGGUCGGCUCAGGCGUUACGGGGUUCAAUGUCGGGGAUCGGGUUGUAGUUAAGCCCAAUCUCUUCGACGCCACGUGUUCGAACUGUUCAAUGGGCAGGUUCAAUUGCUGCGAGCAAGUGGGGUUCAUCGGGUUCAGCAGUCAAGCGGGUGGUCUAUCGGACCACGUAGUCGCGGACAGCAAACAUGCGAUUUCGCUACCGGAUUCUAUUCCCCUCGAUGUCGGUGCCCUGGUGGAACCUCUUGCCGUCGCAUGGCACGCCGUAAGCGGCAGCCCUAUACAGACAAAUGACACGGUACUUGUGGUCGGGGCUGGACCAAUUGGUUUGGCUAUUAUCCAGGUGCUGAAAGCCAAAGGUAUUAGCUCUAUUAUUGCUGUGGAGGUCUCUGAGCGGCGACGAGAAUUUGCCCUGACCCUGGGCGCCACCGAGGCCCUUAAUCCUGUCGAUGUAGAUGCGGUUACGCGGAUACGUGCUUUGACAGGGAAUCUGGGUGCAGAUGUUGCGUUCGAGUGUUCUGGGGUUCAAGCUGGCCUCGAUACUGCGAUAUCUGGUCUUCGGGUGCGUGGGACGACGGUCGUCGUUUCCUUGUGGGAACACAGGCCUACUAUUGAUUCCUUUGCCGUUGUCUUCCAGGAGAAGCAUGUGGCGGGGGCUGCUCUUUAUGAUGAUGGUGACUUUGAGGCUGUGAUUGAUGCGAUUGCUUCCGGUAGUAUUCAGCCUCACCCAAUGAUCACUAGUAAGAUCCGAAUGGAGGAUGUGGAUGAGAGGGGUUUCAAAGCUCUCAUCGAACAGAGAGAUACGCAUGUGAAGAUCCUAGUCGACAUUUCUGCAUGA
Messenger RNA from Penicillium hordei, 1038 nucleotides. Its product is annotated as 2,3-butanediol dehydrogenase. Gene Ontology annotation, molecular function: zinc ion binding; (R,R)-butanediol dehydrogenase activity. Gene Ontology annotation, biological process: butanediol biosynthetic process. Lineage: Eukaryota; Fungi; Ascomycota; Eurotiomycetes; Eurotiales; Aspergillaceae. The transcript is spliced from 6 exons. The coding region runs from base 1 to 1038 and encodes 345 amino acids. The record is from RefSeq and is a predicted model, not a curated record. Gene Ontology annotation, cellular component: cytoplasm.